AUGGCGCGCACUGUGCUAGCAGGAGGAGCGUUGCUCUGCGUCCUAACGAUAGCGCUGGAGACGAGUGCGCUCAUCCUCUUGCCGCAUGAUGUCCGCCCAGGUCAUGCUGUUCGCCAUUUUGUCGGAAAUCAUUCACGAUACACUCUUCUGGACCCCGAAUAUGCACCCUACUUUGCACUUUUAGAUGAUGGACUAUUGAUGACCACAGCCGAUCUUGGACCCUUGUUAAAUCAACCACUAAAUCUCGCAGUUUUAGAGCAAACUCCGUUUAGUAGUUCGGCUCAUACACUUCAUGUUUUAGUCAUGGAUCGUAGAAAAAUGAUUCAUUUUACGGAAACAAACGGCCUGCACGGGGAAAUUAACGAAAAUGCUCCACCAGGCACUGUGGUAGAUUUCCCACCCAUAAAAGCUACUGCACUAGCUAAUGUUGGCCCUAUAGCCUACAAAAUUAUAAAAGGCAACGACCAAUCAAUAUUCUCACUCCGCGACAGCUCUAAAUCUCCUGAUUCUGACGUUAGGUCAGUUGUAACUGAUGGCGAUGUCGAAAUAAUUGCUAUGCAGAGUUUAGAUGCUGAAAUAAAGAAAUAUUAUGACUUAGUUAUUCAGGCUACUGACAUACACGGGGCGAAUAAGGCGAGCCUUCCAAUUAGGAUUAAUGUUGCCAAUGAGAACGACCACGAACCUUUAUUUGAACAGGAAAUAUACUAUUUUGCCGUGAAUGGUACGUGUGAAAAUAAUUGCAGGAAUGGAACAGCACAUUGGCAAAGGUUCUCGAACAUUGGUCAAGUACGUGCUUUUGACGCAGAUGGUGAUCGUAUAUAUUAUUCAAUUAAGACUCCUACAAAUCUUGCGGUUAUAGUACCGCAGACAGGAGAACUCAUUCUAGCUGGUGAACCAGAUGGACAUGAAGUAGAAUUACAAGUUUUAGCACACGACACGGGAACUCCCCCGCGGAAAAGUCAACCCGCUCAAGUUUUUAUUGAAUUUAUUAUCCGCGAACGAAAAGAAAUGCCAACGCUUCACCGACAAAAGCGAAGAGUAACUCGUGCGGUUCGUCCAACUAAGCGUAUUGAAUUCACUGAAGCCGAUGGUGAAGUUGAAGGACGUGCCGUGUUUACUCUCGAAAAAGAAACUGAUCGGGAAACUUUUAAAAUUAGAGACGAAAAUCCGUGGGUUACAGUUGAACCAAGUGGUGUGGUGAAAGUUAAAAAGAAGUGGGACUAUGAAGAGUUAGGACCUGAGAAAACUAUCGACUUUUGGGUCACUAUCACCAACGCUGGAAAUGGAGGUAAGUCUAAA
Brenthis ino (lesser marbled fritillary) is the source of this 1299-nucleotide messenger RNA. The record is from the annotation of a GenBank genome assembly. Lineage: Eukaryota; Metazoa; Arthropoda; Insecta; Lepidoptera; Nymphalidae.